Molecule: messenger RNA, 2341 nt
Organism: Schistocerca gregaria
Lineage: Eukaryota; Metazoa; Arthropoda; Insecta; Orthoptera; Acrididae
Exons: 6
Coding region: 131-1021 (296 amino acids)
Cellular component (GO): nucleus
Molecular function (GO): zinc ion binding
Source: RefSeq, a predicted model, not a curated record
AAACAUACAAAAAAGACAAAAGAAUGGCAUUGUUCCAAUAUGUCGAUUGCGCCUCCUGUCAGUUUGUCGUUAGUGUGUUCGGUGGAGCCCACGGCAUCGUUCUGGUAAACUAGUAGCCGAAUACAGCGGAAUGGAUUCUGCAGAAAAUUCAAAAGCUAGUUUUAGUACUAGCCAUGAUUUGUUCCCAAAUUUCGAAAGCAAAAUUCAUGCUUUUGUCGAAGAGCCAUUUGAACUGUGUCGCCUGUGUGCAAGAAAUGCUAAGAAGACAAUAUACGUGUUUGGCGAUUCUGGAGAUAUGCAGCACUUGGAAUUCAAGAUAAAUGCGUACCUACCAGUGACCAUUAAGUCGACUGAUUUACUUCCAAAGCAGUUAUGUUUCACAUGUGUGAAAAAACUAAAUAUGAUAUCAGAGUUUGUGGAAGACUGUGUAAAAGCUGAAGAGAAGCUAAAGAACAAUGCAAAGACAAAUUUUUUCAGUAGUAACCAGAAUCUGUUUCAAAGCUAUGAAAACAAAAUUAAUACUUUUGCUGAGGAACCAUUUGAAACAUGCCGCCUGUGUGCCAAGAAUGCUAAAAAGAUUAUAUACAUAUUUGAUGACACCGGGAGCAUGCAGCAAUUGGAAUUCAAGAUAAAUGCACAUUUACCAAUAACUGUUAAAAUGACUGAUCUACUCCCCAAACAACUGUGUCUAACAUGCGUGAAAAAGUUAAAUAUGCUGUCAGAAUUUGUAGAAGACUGCACAAAAGCAGAAGAGAAGCUUAAAAAUUGUGCGAAGGAAAAUCUCUUCAGAUCACAUAUUGUCUCAGUUGGUGAAGAUUUAGUAGAGGAAAAGAGAAGUUCAUUUCCAUCAAACACGAAAAAUAAUUUUGGUAACACUUGCUCUGUAAGUCAUAAACAAAGCACAUGGAAUGAUAAGGAAUUUCAAAGUAACCUUUUUGAUGAUAAAACUGUUAUCAGUUGUUUUACAUGCCCUCUCUGUAGUUUAGGUAUUAUGACAGAAACAAGUGCAAAGGUCAAGUAACUGUAUAAACUAAUGCAAGCAAUAUUUCUGUGUCAAACACAAGAUAUGCAUGUGGCAAUGAAAAUCACAAUAUUCAAAUGAAAUCAAGGAGCAAAUGACAAGAAUUUUAUGUGAAAUAUGUAGGACUGAAAGGCCAAAGAGUCCCUGUAUACAUAAUGUUACUUUUCCUUACAGCCACAUCAAUAACUGUCCCACUUUAUAGAUAUAGUAAGUAAUAUGAAGAGAAUAAAGCAUCCAAAGAGGAGAGAUUCUAUGAGUUGUAUUCAAUUUGAUGUUUUUUUAUAAAUCAUCAGCAAGUGGAAUCUUGAGAAAGACUUUAAUAACUAUGGUGCUACAAUUAUGAAAAUAUGAGCCUCCAGCCUUGCUCACUGUACUGUUUUCAUCAAUCAAUGUGACGUUCUCAGAUUUUUACUGUCCAUACUUUGUAAGACAUGUCACUAAAAUUAGAAAAAACGUUUCCUUGAGAUAAAUGUUGGCAUUAGAAUAUUAUUCUUUAUUGGACACAUUUUGGCUUAUUAUAUGAUUGUGCUGUGUUGAAGUGUCGUAAUUCAUAUUAUUGGAUGCCAAAAUACAGAUGGACUGUCUUUGAGAUUGAAAUAAAUUUGUCUUUUGUGUAGUUUAUUCACUGGUCUCAAUAACUUCAUAUAGUUGCCUAGACAGUCAUUCUUUCAAAGAAGUAGAACAGCUAAAGGUAAUUUAUCAUUAGAAACAGAAUGGUAUUUUUUAUAGUUAUUCAUUUGUCAGGAAACAUAUAAGUUUCAAUAACUACAACUUAUUUGCUGAAAUAGGUUUAUGUUCACAGAGAAACUGCACUUUGUUACAGUGAGCAUUGGCAUGCAUUACAAAUAUUGCCUUGUAUAUUAAUUGUAGGUAUGUAUACAUGUGAUAUUAAAUAAGUAAAUGUUGUGAAAUUUAUUUUUACAUGUGAUAUAUGUAAUUUGUGAUAGCUGCAGAAGAUCAUUUAUAUACAAAGCUUAACACUUAAAAGUCAUACAUCAGUGUCUUUUGUUUACAAUUCACUAAUGUAAUGAUGAAUGUAUCAUGUCUAUGGUUUAAUAAAAUUAUAGAUUUAACUUUCCCCAUGCAAACUCUAUGAAAGAAAAUUAUUUUAUAUCUUGUUUUGUCAUUGAUAACUACAUUGUUCUGGCCUUCAGGCAUUUAGUCUGAGAAAAGUGCAAUCAUUUUUGUGUUAUAUAUUUCACAGCCUCUUCUCAGAAAGAAAUUUAUAUGAAGGAUACAUAUUCCACCACAAUAUUAAAUGGCAUUCAUUCUAAAAGCUUGUGACUAUUUAAAAAUGUCAUUGAAUAAAACAAAAACAGU